UAUUUUUGACAAGGUAUGUUUCACGAAAUCAUGUCAAAGAUAAAUCUCGAUGCAGAGAGGGGGAUACAGGGAUCCUCAUCAACAUCCCAGCUAUUUCCAAAAUGCAUGCAUCGCAACUCGAGUUGUGUUACUGAGGCCUCUUUUCUACAAAAUGAAUUUCUGGCAAAGGAUUUAUACAGAUCGAAUAUAAAACUAAGAAUAUAUUUUUAUGUACUGUUGGUUGCGAAUAUUUUCUUACUCGUCGCGAUUAGUGUUCUUGUAUACAUCUCUUUCUCGCGUAAUUUGACCCAACAUGAUAUGAACAAGAACAAUACCCGUCUGUUGGAAGCUAAAGAAAACAUACCGAUAGGUAAAAAAGCCGAACGAUUGUUUAAAACCAAAAUUUCCAAAGAAUUAACGGAGGAUGUGAAUUGUGCAGCUCUUAGAUAUAAGCUUAACGCUUCAGACGUGGACCCCGAGGGAAGUUGUUCAUUUGAGGACUUGAUUGAUGCUCUGAUCAAGUUUGUGAAACCUACAGAAUACAGAGAUGUAAUACAUUUAAUUGGUGGUAUACCAGAGGAAGAAAGAAAUGAACAUUUAGAAUACACAGUCUCAGAAUGGACUCGGGACAAGAACACAGAUUCUUCAGUUGUGUACAAUGCGACAAAUUCGUCCAUCAUCAUCCCUUCUGAUGGUUACUAUUUCUUGUACUGUCGAUUGACCUUUACCUCUGACGUCACAAGAACGGGGUCACGACAGACAGCCAUUAAGCACUCAAUCAGAAUCAAACCAGCCAAUCAAGGUUUUCAGAAAUUUGUGACAGUGACUUCCACGACCAGUACAGACAUGAAUACUCACAGUUUAAUACAAAGGGUGGCGAAAUUUCGAAAAGGCGAAGAGUUAAAAGUCACCGUGUCUAGAGCUGGAAAAGUGCAUUAUGACAUUAGUGAUGCCAGCGAGAAUUAUAUCGGCAUGUUCAAACUAUGAUUGCUUUGAACUUUGGGUGUUCUCAUUCAUUGUUGACAUUGUUAAUUUUUCUUAGUUUUUUAAACAACGCUUUUACGUUUUGUUUUACUUACUAUUGAGAUUUUUUUUCUAUGCUACCUCAAAUAAUAAAAAGUCUUAUACCA
This is a messenger RNA of Saccostrea echinata, 1109 nucleotides long. RefSeq lists its product as uncharacterized. The record is from RefSeq and is a predicted model, not a curated record. The coding region runs from base 16 to 966 and encodes 316 amino acids. Gene Ontology annotation, biological process: immune response. NCBI's taxonomy places the organism in Eukaryota, Metazoa, Mollusca, Bivalvia, Ostreida, Ostreidae. Gene Ontology annotation, cellular component: membrane. Gene Ontology annotation, molecular function: tumor necrosis factor receptor binding. The transcript is spliced from 4 exons.